AGUAAUCCGGAGAUAGCCGUUUCAAGAUUGCUAAUCUAUCGUCAGCUUACUGAGUGGCUGUUCGUAUUUUGCCUCUAACCGUGCACAUUGCCUUUUCUUUAUAGGUCAUGUCUUUUAAACGAAAAUGACGGUUUGCAUAUGAGCCUUCAAAUAACGACGAUCGUGCAAUGGGAUCUAGGCCACAUUCUUCAGCUUCGAGUAUACCCAGGUAACGUCACGGUCCCCCGUUGGGCGCCAAAUGUCAGAGAGUGGGGAAAGUUGUCGGCCAGUUCGUGACUCGAACCCGGGACUCGUCGCUAACAGACGUCAGAAGCCAGAAACUGGAACACGGUUACAAUUCCUGUACGACCUAGAUGUAGACAAGUUUGAAAAACAAGCAGCCCGACUAUAUAAUGCAAGCAAACAACUGUCUAAGUAUCAACCAGAGAUACACAAAAAACAAAAAAAGCAAAAUAUUGACAACUACACCAGUAAGCGUCUCGUGAUAUAUAAGGAUAUUUAUCAAUCAGAGUUAGAGGAAGCGGAAAAGAGCUGUAUGGCCAUUACAAAUCUUUUAAACCGGGAUACACCGAAAUCUGGAAAACUUGACAGCCCCACGCGAGAACGGGCUGAGAAGAAACAAAAACGUGAACAUGCACAAGAUUCUAGAGAUCGUUCAUGGGAGGUGACAAUGUGGAGAGAAAAGCAUAAAAAAGCGGAAGAGGACAGGGAUGAAUACGUUGCAUUGUACAUCAGUUUGAAAGAUCAAGUUGAACGUCUAAAUCAAGACCUGGCUCGACUUAAGGAAGACAAUGCAAAGUUACGGAUGAGAAUGUCCGAACGUGAAAAGGAAAUUAGAGAUUUGCAAAGCGACAACGCAAGUCGCUUACGAAACUAUCGGAAGGAAAAGGCAGAGAAAGAUGAGGCAUUGACAAGCUUAAGUGCCGUGAGGAAAACAUUCUUAGAUGAUAAACCGAACAUCGCUUACCUGAUUGACGUGAACAGGCCAACCAAGAUUGCUGAACAAUUGAGCGAGCUUUAUGACAACGAGUGGACUGAUGCGUUUGACAGUUUAGAGAAAAGGCAUCCUGGCAUAGAUAGUGUACAGAAACUUGUUAACAUAUUAAAGGUUAUUUAUGAACAAUGCCUUGAGAUGGCAUGGGAGGAUUUCUUUCCACGCGUUCAAUAUGCAAUAGAUUUACCAGCUAAAGUUUUACAGGAAUUCAAGCCUUUUACGCGCUUAGAAUAUGAAGUUGCCCUUACGAAAGAAAUGAAGCAGUAUAUAACAGAGUUCAGGAAACGCAGAGUCCAUAUUAAUCUUCCUAUUAUACAAAGAUUGCUAGUGCCCAAAAAUGGUGACUCUGAUGAGCUGCGUCCCUACUACAACAAGUGUGUAGAGGUGUGCUGGCUGGCCGCGGUCCAGGAUCCACCUCUGUUCAUGAACUUCAACCCGGGAGCGAAGUUUGACACAACGCUGUUCAAGGACUACACCACCAGAGGCCCGUAUGUGGAGUUCUUGGUAUGGCCUGCACUCUAUCUCCACAAAGAUGGACCACUUCUGAGCAAAGGGGUAGCACAAGGAACACUGCAAUCUCGAGGCGUUCAAGGUUACACUACACAAGAUAGUGUCGGUGGAAGAAGAGCUGCUGAUCGACCAGAAUCAGUAGAUUCUAGAGAUCAUUCAUGGGAGGUGACAAUAUGGAGAGAAAGGCAUAAAAAAGCGGAAGAGGACAGGGAUAGAAACAUGACAUUGUACCUCAGUUUGAAAGAUCAAGUUGAACGUUUGCAAAAAGGCCAGGAUGAUCUAAAGGGAGAAAAAGCUAAGUUGCGACAGGAACUGUCAGAGCGGGAAAAGGAAAUCAAAUAUUUGCAAAGUGAAAAUGCAAGUCUUUUGCAAAAUUAUAAACAAGAAAAAGCUGACAAAGACGAUGCACUCACCAGGUUGAAAGAGAGACUGUCAGAGCUUGAGAGAGAGAGAGAAAAUACGCGUCUGUUACGAAAUAAUAGACAAGAAAAAGCUGAGAAAGAUGACGUAUUGACCAGGAUAAGUGUGGUUGCAUCAAGCAAAAUCCGUGAUAAUAAUCCGAACAUUGCUGACCUGGCUGACGUGAACAGACCAACCAAGAUUGCUGAGAAAAUGAGCGAACUGUAUGACAACGAGUGGACAGAUGCGUUUGACAAUUUGGAAAAAAGUCACCCUGACAUAGAUGUUGUACAGAUUCUUGUAAACAUAUUAAAGAAUAUCAAUGAACAAUGCAUUGAGAUGGCCUGGCAGGAUUAUUUUCGACACGUUCAAUCUGCAAUCGAAUUACCAGCUAAGAUUUUACAGCGCAUCUUUAUGCAGGAACUCAAACCAUCGACACAUCCAGUCAAUGAAAUUCGCCUUACGAAAGAAUUUCAACAACAGAUAAAAGAAUUUAGAAAACUCAGAGCCCCUACUACUCUGCCUAUUAUACAAACAGCACUGGUUCCCAAAGAUUUUGACUCCGAUGAGUUGCGUGCCUACUACAAUAGGUGUGUCGAGGUGUGCUGGCUGGCUGCGGUCCAGGACCCGCCUAUGUUCAUGAACUUCAAUCCGGGAGUGAAUUUUGACACAACGCUGUUCAAAGACUACACCGCAAGAGGCCCUUUUGUGGAGUUCUUGGUGUGGCCUGCACUCAAUCUCCACAAAGAUGGACCACUUCUGAGCAAAGGUGUAGCACAGGGAACACGGCAAUCUCGAGGCGUUCAAGUAUACACUAGACGAGAUAGUGUCGGUGGAAGAAGAGCUGCUGAUCGACCAGCAACAGUUGCCGUUAAGUCGAGCAAAAUCCGCGACAAUAAUCCGAACAUUGCUGACCUGAGUGACGUGAACAGACCAACCAAGAUUGCUGAGAAAAUGAGCGAACUGUAUGACAACGAGUGGACAGAUGCGUUUGACAGUUUGGAAAAGAGUAAUCCUGGAUUGGAUGUAGUAAAGACCCUGCUGGAUAUCUUAAAAACUAUCAAUUCAAAGUGCCAAGAGAUGAGCCGCUGGCAGGUUUUCAUUCAACAAGUUCAAUCGGCAAUUGAGCUUCCAGCCAAAGUUUUAAAGAAAACAAAACCCGAUGUUUGGUCCAACAACGUUUACCUACCGGAAGAUCUACAGCAGAUGAUAAAACACCUUAGGAAAUUAAAAGCUCCCUUUGUUUUACAUAUCAUACAAUCAGAACUGUUGCCCAAAGAUGUAGACUCCGAUGAGCUGCGUGCCUACUACAACAGGUGUGUGGAGGUGUGCUGGCUUGCCGCGGUCCAGGAUCCGCCUCUGUUCAUGAACUUCAACGCGGGAGAGAAGUUUGACACAACACUGUUCAAAGACUACACCGCCAAAGGCCCUUACGUGGAGUUCUUGGUGUGGCCUGCCCUCCAUCUGCAUGAUAAAGGUCCUCUGCUAAGCAAAGGAGUUGCACAAGGUAGUCAUGCAGUAACUCAACCGCAAGGAUUUAAACCAAAUUUUAAAGAACAGUCGUCUUUAGGACAUCUGGAACGUUCACAACCUCAUAUGAAGGAUGAAAGAAGAUCAUUACGUGUCCCCAAAAAGCCCCGACAUGUAAACCGGUCUAACAGCAACACAACAUGUUAAUCACAGGCGAAAGGCAUUCAACAGAAAAAUUUCAGUUACUGCAGUGUUCAAAAGUAUACGUGCAAGAUUCAGUGUUGUGUUUACCUUCCCUGUAUUUAUAAACUUGAACAUAUUCAUAUACUUCGCUUGUAAUAUUUAUAUUUUUUUGUUGUAGAAGUAUGUAAGUAAUUUACUUUUCUUGUGUUAACCUAAAUGUGUUUUCAUUUUAUUUUGAAUCAAUUGAAUUUUUUUAACAGUUGAAGUAUUAAGUAAUUAAACAAAUUUUGUCCGUUAAGAAUGCGCAUGUAUUUACCUUAUAUGUAAGUUAACAAUAUCGGAACGAGAUAAGUGGAUAAUUACAGUUUUAACCCAUUGUUUUUUUUACAAAUAUUUGGUGGGAAUACGACAUAUUUGUAUCGAAUGAAAGGUUAAUAAUACAAUUCCUGCCUACACAUAAAUUGCAAUGUUGGUCCAGCUUAUUUGCACGAUGUCCGGCGAACGUUUUUCUACGAGGUUAAGGUUAGUGUGUUAUUGUUCAUUAUAAUUUUGCAACUGGUUGUUUACAAAUAUUUAGCAUGUUUUUUCCCUUUUAUAUGUGUAUUAAUAUGCGCAACAAUUAUGCGAUAAAGAAUCAACGUUAUUAAAACCGCGGUUGUGGCCUUGCUUUACGUUUUAUAUAUUUUAAUGUUUUUGUGUGUCAUGUAUGCAUUUAUCUAUCAUCGAUACUGAGAAUACAAUGUGUUGUCUAGUGACAAAAGAUUUCGAUUUAUGCUACCUUGGGGUACUUUUAUUUAAAUAAACAAUAUGCAAUCAG
Dreissena polymorpha is the source of this 4373-nucleotide messenger RNA. RefSeq lists its product as uncharacterized. The record is from RefSeq and is a predicted model, not a curated record. Bases 239 to 3580 code for a protein of 1113 amino acids. Lineage: Eukaryota; Metazoa; Mollusca; Bivalvia; Myida; Dreissenidae. The transcript is spliced from 28 exons.